Messenger RNA from Xyrichtys novacula (pearly razorfish), 7786 nucleotides. The record is from the annotation of a GenBank genome assembly. NCBI's taxonomy places the organism in Eukaryota, Metazoa, Chordata, Actinopteri, Labriformes, Labridae.
AUAAGAUUGGGCUACUUGUGUCAACUCAGUAUCCCAAAAAUUACUUAAUAAAGCUUAAGCAGGUAGGAAGAAUUCAUAUGUUUUUAUUCCCUUAAAUAGGACUCAAUUAAGGACAUUAUUUCAAUUGUGUCUGACUCAUUAUAUUGCAGAUGAUUCAAAUCUUGAUUUACAAAUGCUUUAUGUCGUUUUAAAGCUGAAAUGCACCCACGAAUCGCACUGAUGUCUGAUUAACAUCACCGUGGCGGUGUCCAUGCUUUCAUCAGCUGCAGCCGCCUGCCUCUGUCCGCGGUGCUGAUCUCUAAUCACGUGAUCUCCCUCUACUGUGUUGGCUCAGUGCUUCCGCCCCCUCUUCUUUUUUUACGGCGUUUUUCUGUCUUUGAACCGACACAAAUAAAACAGCUUCGGCUGCAUUUUCAUUUAUAAACGGUGGAACAAUACAGACAGGACUUUAUUGUGUUCUCUGCAGGCCGCGGCUCUUUUCAGCAUAACCAUUUUCGGCCGUCAAUCGGUUAGGUACAUGUAAUCAUGGACGGCGACUAUUCGUCCGGUUUGGAAAACCCUCUGUAUGGUGAGCUGAAAUACUUCUGUCGGAAAAUACAGGAGGCCUACAACGAGCUGAAGGAGGACUUGACACCUUACCGAGAUGAUCGUUUCUACAGGUAGGUCUCUACUAAAAAAUCUCUGCGCUACACUUGCACGGUCAGAGACGAUCAAUGUUUUUUGUUUGUUGUUGGGGUUUAUUUUUUGCAUUAUUUGUCAUGAUUUAUGUACUUAGAUAUCAGGGAAGACCAGAGCAGCUGAUUUGCAUCAUUGGCCUGUUGUGUUAUGAUCGCAGAUGCAAGCGAGGAUUUUUUCCGUUGCAGAGAUUUUCAUAAAGAUUAUUUUGUAUUUAUUGUCUAGGUGACAGAUCAAUGCAAAUAAAUGAGUUUAUAUAAAGAAAUAUCCUUUAAUUUGCACAUACAUGCAGGCAAUUAUGUGAUUUGUAUUUCUAUUGUAGUCGCUAUAUUUGCAUGAUCACUGAAAUAUUUGGCGUUACCUCCAUUUAAAUUUGCACCAGGCCUCCUAAUUUAUAGGCAACAAGUGUUGCAUGUUGAAGGAUAUUGAACCAUAUCAGCGUUAAAUGGUGAUGAAAUAUUGCAUGUCUCUUUUGAAAUUUAGAUGUUGCCGUUCGCAAGUGAAUUAUUGUAAAUAAAUCCUUGAAAUUGCUGAAUAGAUGUUAUGUGGGCUCGUUAGAAAUUAGAAGUCAACGUUGACGUGAUGCGCCUGCGCACAACGUCAGUCGUGAAAAACCCUGUCAGGAAACACAUACUCAAGAUACACAAAAUGAAUACAGUAUUUAUCUACAUAUUUUACUCUGUUGUACAUUUAGUGCGUGUAAUCAUUCAACAAGCGCGUAUAUUUAUUUAGAAUAUAUUCAAUAGGGAGGACGGAAGGAAGUACACUUUCCUUUCCUCGUCCCCUUUCUCCUUUUGCGGUCACAUGACCACGGCAGUCCGAUGACGUAGCUCUCCAGUUGUCGCAGAGUGAUGGUGAUACACGGAUGUGGCUUCACUGCGAAAUUAUAACGCCUUAUCUCGAUAUCGAGACCACGACCCGCAAAAAAUGGAGUUGUAAGUGUUUGUUUUUGUCAGCGGAUACACUUGAGCUCCGUUACGGGUGGUUAAAUUGAUAAAAUAUGCGAUAAACUACUGUGUGUCGCUCGUUUCUGUCUAGCAUAAGCUAGCAUGGGCGCCUGCAGUGUUGACAUAUCCGCAUCUGAGGGACCUUCUCUGUGGUCUCACAGCUUAAUCUACAAAACAAAUAUUGAGCAUGUCGGUUAGACUCGCACUCUUUUGUUAAGCUUGUGAGUGUUUUAUGUCUGAAUGUCUUCCUUUAACAGAUUAGCCCCCAUGCGGCUCUACACUCUGUCCAAAAGACAUUUCGUCUUGGUGUUCGUGCUGUUCCUGAUCUGCUUUGGCCUCACAGUUUUCAUCGGAGUCGCAGGUACAGAUGAUAAAGAAGUUAUCCAGGCCUCCUUAAAGUAAUGUAUCAAGAACUGAUAACGCUUGCAGUAAAGUAGUCUUAUCUGUUUUUGUUCCUUUAGCCAAAGCUGUGACACUAUAUUUAUUGUUUCCAUUGCCUCUACAGGUCCGAAGAUUAUUUUAGAGCAAGUUCACAAUGGUGAUCAGCAACUUGUUAAAAAUGCCUCAGUCAAGGUAAGAUGAGAAAAUUUGUUUUUCAACGGUAGUAAAUGCACAUAUGUGUUACUUAAUAUACACCAGAAACAUUUGUGUUAUGCUUUGUUGAUUUACAUGAGUUGUAGGGGAGAGUGGGGUAAGAUGAGCCAUUUUUCAUAUUACAGAUCACUACAUCAAGGCAAACAUAGUUUUAUCUCAAACUAGUGUAUCUCCAUAUAUUUCAAGAUGUUGUGCAUCCCUGCAAACCAACAGAAUGAGUGUAAACAUAACUGUCUUGAUCAAAUAGCAUGCCAAAAAGGUGGUCUCCUGUGGUCAACUUACCCCGUGUAUGGCGUAAGUUGACCCCAUAGGAGCGGGGUAAGUUGAGCCGUAUCCCUACUACUACCCCCCCCCCCCCACUUUCCACCUCAGCCCUCCCUCACCUUCUCUCUCACGUCUUCACAUUCAUGUGUAUUUUUUAUCCGUUAUACACUAUUCAACUGGUACAAUAAUUCUUUUAUUAUUAUUAUUGCAUAUAACUGCUAAAAAGCUGUUUUGUAAAAAACAUUUUAACAUGAGAAUGUCUUUAAGUGAUUCAGAACAUUCACAGCUGUAUUUUUGAAAAGAAAAAGUAAAACAUUUCAACAAUCUGAACUGAAACUCUGAUCCUCUCAUCAGACUUCUUUACUUUCUCAGUUGAGCAACUGACUCAACUUAUCCCUGAACUACUAUUAUGACUUUAUUAGUCCUCUAAGCUAAAAUGGUGGACUUUUAUGCUAGGUUUUUGACCUCAUGUUGUAGCUCAUAGAUACCACAAUUUAUGUAUGAAACAAAUUUAAAAUGAUCUUUUUUGGUCUGAACACAAUUCUAAUAAAACUUAUGACAGACUAAAUUCACUUUCAAGAGUGAAAAAUGCUUUUUUGUAAAUAAAUGUCUAACCCCUUCACCCAUGUGUUUCUUACCAUCACAGCCUCCAUGAAUUGAUGCCCAUCUCCUAAAUAUUUGGUCAGAUGAUCAAUUUCUUUUACCAUUUCCAAGCAACUUACCCUUUGGCUCAACUUACCCACUCUCCCCUACUGUGUAUACCAGUGUCCAUGAAUAUUACUGUAACAGAUAUUUGUGUCUUUUUUUUCUUACAAAGGACAUUUUUAAUUGAACUUCACUGCUUACUAGAUGUUAAAUCUGUCAGUUUUUGUCUGUAUUGUUUGGACACAAAAGUUUCUCACCAGCGCCAUCAGAAGCAAAGCAGGCUCAGACCAUCCAUAACAUAACUGCAAUAAAGAUGCCCUUUCAUUGGAAUACCAUCUUGUGUGUUACCAAUGAUGAGUAUCCCUCAAAAUGAUACAGAGGCUAAUGAUGUUAUUUGUUAUCCAUUUUCAGACGGGGCCCUUUAAACUAGUCUCUAACCCCCUGACCACAUACAACCAGCAGUUAUGGCUCACCUGUGAGAUGCAGGCUGAACACAGCAACAGUAAGACUUUAAUCCUUGUUUACCAUGAGAUUAUCAGAUGUCUCUUCUUUCAUGAGUAUACUUGGGUACAUUUAAUAGCAUGCGUUUACUGUUGUUAUGUCAGUGAGAGACUUCCGGCAGCCUUUCGAGAUCUUUGUUGAGCUGAAAGGGGUGAUGUCAGAUGCCAGGGUGAUGCAUAUCAACAAAGUGCACCAGAGAUCACGGACGCUACACUGUGCAGCUGUAGGUGUCAGUCAAACUAACGUCUGAUUUUCUCUUCUCACCGCAUGUCUGAAUAUCAUAAACCAAUGAGUCUGGACUACUGGGUUGAAUUUGAUCAUUUUAGUGAUGUCUUUUGUCCCUUAAACAGAAAUGUGAUGAGAUCAUUGUGCUGCAUCUGGGCUACCUGAACUACACCCAGUACCAGGUCAUGGUCAGCUUCAAAGGUCUUGAAAAUAUCACAUAUGAACUCAAAGCCAAGUUUGUGGUAAGUAGCACACACCUGCAGGUUUCUGCCCAUAGCAAAACAAAAAACAGUGAUAUUUGUCUUUGUGAUGCUGCAGUUGGUCACAGCUUUAUAAAAAUUUGUGUUUUUUUGUUUUGUUCUUCAGUGGAAAACGUACAAUCCCACCUUCUCACAGGUGGAGAUUUGGUUCCGGUUUGUCUUUGUGGUGUUGACUUUUAUGGUGACGGUAAGAGCACACAUCAUUUUAGAUCAUUACUGUUACACUGAGUACUACAAAACUGUAACAUUGAUUGGAUUUUUAUUAGGUUGGUGUAUACCUGACAAUUUUUUCUGCAUGUUUUUCCCAGUGUAUGUUUGCACACUCACUGAGGAAGUUUUCAAUGAGGGACUGGGGCAUUGAGCAGAAGUGGAUGUCCAUCCUGCUCCCUUUGCUGUUAUUGUACAACGGUUAGUUUCCUCAUUCUGUCAUAUUUGCACCACCUUUAAAUCUGCAUCUCAAAAGCUGCAGUUUGAUGUGUCUUUUUCCAGUUUCAACCUUAUGUCAGAGUUUUAACACCGGCUAUUUUGGAUAUUUGUGUCUUUUUCUAUCCAGAUCCAUUUUUCCCACUGUCGUUCCUGGUAAACAGCUGGUUUCCAGGGACGUUAGAUGCUUUCUUCCAAGCUCUGUUCCUGUGUGCCCUGCUGCUCUUUUGGCUUUGUGUCUAUCAUGGUAUCAGAGUUCAGGUGAGUCUCGUGCCCAAACUAAACUUUUUCUUUAAUCAUAUCUAGUACAGGUAAACGAUAAAAUCCAGGAUUUCAAAGUAUCAUCUCCCCAGAGUAAACUGGCUGUAUGCAUGAGAUAUAGUAAGGCUGCGGCUCUGUAGAUGACACUGUAAUUAAUUUCUUUCACAUUGGUUUGGUUGUCCAUUUUUAUACCCUUGAUCUUCAUUUUGAAUUAACGCUUUACAUUUCUUUUUUUCAUAACUUGGAACAGCCUCUUCUUUAAAGGCUCCCCCUUCUAACUUAGCUCAUCAUGAAUCUUAUUUUGUGUGUUUUCUGCUGUUUCCACAGGGAGAGAGGAAGUGCCUGACGUUCUACCUUCCUAAGCUGAUUAUUGUAGGUCUUCUGUGGCUCUCAGCAGUUACACUGGGCAUAUGGCAAACGUAAGACUGACUGACUGACUCACUAGCUUCAUUAACUGAAACUUUGAGUUAAACCAGGACUUGAAAUAUAAACUCUAUCUGAAUUUUCAGGGUCAACGAACUCCAAGACCCGACCUAUCUGUAUAAAGUUGACAUAGCAAAUUUUCAAGUGAGUCUUUUCCAUGAAUAGAAACAUGCACAAUGUCUGUUUUUUUUUCUCUUGCAGUUUUAUAAAGUCUCGUUUUUCCGUACAGGGCAUGAAGGUCUUCUUCCUGAUUGUUGUUGUCCUCUACAUCCUCUACCUGAUCUUUCUGAUCGUCAGAGCUUGUUCUGAACUCAAAAACAUGCCGUACUCAGGUACAGCGGCACACCUUACCUCUCACUGAUUCAGGUUGGGUUCCUUUUGCAAGAAUAGCCUAAAUCUGUGAUGUGUUUUCCUCAAUAGAUCUCCGGCUGAGGUUUUUAACAGCGCUGACAUUUGUGGUCCUUGUUAUAAGGUGUGUAAUGAAAAACACAAAGACCUUAAAUGAUUCUUUGAUUUCACUAAUCUUUGUUUUUUAGGUUUAAUCUGAUCCCGUUGUUGUUUUUGUUAUCCUCCAGCAUGGUCAUUCUGUACCUGAGGUUUGGUGCCAAGGCUCUACAAGACAAUUUCGUUGCUGAGCUGUCCACACAUUAUCAAAAUUAUAUCCUUUCUGAAUAUUUUUAAUUCAGGCUAUGAUUUUAUGUCACUGUCAACAUUUGAAGGAGUGUGCUUUGAUAGUCUUAAAGAGUUUAAAACUUUUCCUUAACUCCAGUCUUACCAGCUGAAUUUCUGUCAUUCUAUGGCCUUCUAAACUUUUACUUGUACACAUUAGCAUUUGUGUAUUCACCCUCUAAAAAUGCUCUCUAUGGUACGGUAACCAGCACAAUUGCAUUUCUGUUAACAGUCAAACUAAAAUAUUAAACUAACUUGAUUUGUUUGAUUCCCAAGACUCCCAGUUGAAGGAUAAUCCAGCUUUCUCCAUGCUCAAUGACUCAGAUGACGAAGUAAUUUACGGGUAAAGUGUUUCUUUAUUUACUGAAUUUUGCAAAUUCUUACUGUAGAAUUAAAUAAACCAAUAACAUGUCUUGUCUUGUUUUGUUUUGUGCAGGAGUGAUUAUGAGGACAUGCCUCUACAGAACGGGCGCGCCAUCAAAGCAAGCACCAAGUACCAGGAUGAGAGUGACAGUGACUGAUGGGAUCUUCAACCUGUGUGACAUUCCCUUUUUUGUGUCCUCACAUUACUGCACAUUACUACAUACUACUGUAUUGUGUAUGUAAAUAAGGAGUAUUUGCAUUGGUAAAGAUAAGAUGUAAGUGUACAUAAAUAUAUUUUUUAAAAAGGAGAAGCUCCAUGCCUACUGAAUGUACUGUACUUUUACUGAAAAGCUGAGGCAGGAAGCCGCUCAGAUUCUGUCCUUUAUUGUUUUGAUUUGGUCCAAGACGAUGAGGGAAACAAACACUUUUGAAACAAGUGUAUGAACUUUUCUCUUUCAUAACCAGCUUUUCUGUACAACCCGAGAGCUGUAAGUGAAUGGGAAAGUGCUAAUAUCAGUAGGAAUUUUUUUUCGUGGUGUGGAGUCAGUUGUUCAAUUGCUCCUUUUUAAUGCUUUGCUUUGAACCACUAUUUCCAUUUAUUCUUGCAAUGGGUUGUUUUGACAUUUCUUUCCACUUUCUGGCAGUCUGAGAUGAAUACCACUGAAUUUAUCAGGCCAAAGCUGAGUAAUUUUAAAUUCUAGGUAUAAAGUUAAGAAAAAAAUCUCCUCUGUUGGAUUGCACUUUUUAGAGGUACAUGGUGACUCUUCACCUCAUGUGGGAUUGAUAAAUAAGGAAGUGCCAUAGCAUUGUUGGCCAAUAUACUUGUAGAUUUAGACAUCUUGAUGAAAAUACAGAGAGAGAGCCUUAACUAGGAGAAACACCACUCAUUUCUUGCCACUCUUCCUCCCUUUGAAAGCAGCUUUGUAAUUGCACUUGUGUAGUAAUUAUAAAUAUUUUGCCAAAACUGAAAAAGUUUGAUACAUCGUGUUAUCAGACUACCAGGAUGGAUGUAUUUUGACAAAUUCUGUAAAUUUUGAACAAGUGUUUGUAAAUUAACUUCUAAUCAAUCUUGUGAAACAUUUCUUAUUCCAGUCGAUAUUGUAUUUGCAUCAUUUAAACUUGUUUUGCCUUAUGUAAAUUGUUUUCAUUUUCACCUCCUUAUAUUGCCGGGAAUGCAAGAGUUGCUGCCCUCUCUGCUGUUUAUUUUUAACUGACUAGAGCUCAUGGGCAACAGCCAAAACAAUUGUCAUUUACCAACAGUAUCUCCAUAUGUUCUAAUCAAGAUGGUGCCUUGUCUUUACAACUGUUUUAUGCUCAUUGAGCAGCAGUCUCAAAUUUGUAAAUGCUUUGUGAUAAAGGUACAUUUUUAAUUGUUCCAUGUGAAUGUAGCUGAUGAUCAUUUGAGGUGGUUAAAUGAGAUUGUUGUGGGUCGGGAUGCGUUAAAAGAUUUGCAAUUUUUGUUGCUUUAUUACAAAAAAAGCUGUACAUGUAGCACACUGUCAUGUCACAUGUAAAUAAAGCAAAGUUUACACAUUA